CCUCUUCUUCUUUUUGCCACUCACAAGGACAUCAGGGUGGCUAAUAUGUCUCGCAACAAUAAGGUCAACGUUAUCAUCAAGGACUUGUCAGAAGGCGCGUCAUUGGAUUUUUUCUAUGAACGCGGACUGAUUUGCUGGUCUGACAGCGGUCUGGAGAUGAUACAAUGUAUACGCUAUAACGGUACACACAGCGGCGAAAGGAUGACGGUGGUGAACUCCAGUUUGAUAUCGCCCGAUGGUCUUGCUUGCGAUUGGUAUACGGACAAACUGUAUUGGACAGAUGGUGAGAAGAAUCGGAUCGAGGUGACCAGCAUCGAUGGCCGUAAUAGGAAGGUACUCUUCUGGACAGAUAUCUAUCAGCCGCGCGCAAUCGCCCUGGCACCGAUGGAAGGAUAUCUUUUUUGGACCGAUUGGGGCGAUGUACCCAAAAUUGAGCGCGCUUCAAUGGACGGUGAUCAGAGUACGCGUGAAAUCAUCGUGUCUGACGAUAUAUUCUGGCCGAAUGGUUUGACAGUCGACUAUGAAAAUAAGCUCAUAUAUUGGGCGGACGGUAGACUGUGGUUCAUCGCCGUGAUGGAUUAUAACGGCCGUAAUAGACGGAAAUUAGUUACUCGUGAUCUGGACUACCCGUUUGCUAUAACGUUUUUCGACAAUCGGCUCUACUGGACCGACUGGAAGACCUGGUGCAUUCACUCGUACGAUAUGAACCAGUCGCAAUCACACCCACGCGAAUUGUUUCACGGCGAAUACAUACCUGGUGACAUUGAGGUCUGGGAUGCGAGGAGACAACCGGGUGGUGAUAAUCCCUGCAGGCGAAACAACGGCAAUUGUUCCCAUCUGUGCCUUCUGAGCUCAGUGGAGCCUGGUUACAGCUGCGCCUGUCCCACAGGCGUCAAGCUAAUCAACAAAUACACAUGCGCCAAGAGACCGGAGGAGCUGCUGCUGAUCGUCCAACGAACUGAAAUCUGCCGGAUAUCCUUGGAUUCGCCCGAUUACACAAACUUUGUAUUACCGCUCACGGGUAUUAAGCAUGCAAUCGCGAUUGAUUUUGAUCCGGUGGACGAAUUGCUGUACUGGACUGAUGAGCAAACGUACGCCAUCAGGCGAGCCCCUCUCGACGGAUUGAGUCAGCAGAAUGUGAUUUCCACGGAGGUGGCAAAUCCAGAUGGUAUUGCGAUAGAUUGGAUUGCCCGCAAUCUCUAUUGGACCGAUACCGGGACCGAUCGAAUUGAAGUGGCGCGACUAGAUGGGAAAUAUCGGCGUGUGCUGGUGAACGAAGACCUGUUCGAGCCGCGAGCGAUUGCGGUCGCACCCGAGCACGGGUGGAUGUUCUGGACCGAUUGGAGCGAGAAACGGCCAAAAAUCGAGCGCAGCAAUCUCGAUGGUAGCGAGCGCAUGUUACUGAUCACCAAGGACAUUGUGUGGCCGAACGGUAUAGCCUUGGACCUCGAGCGCAAGAAGAUCUACUGGUGCGACGCGAAAACCGACAAGAUCGAGGUGUCCAACAUGGACGGGACCGAUCGGCGCGAGGUCAUUACUGACAAUCUGCCGCAUCUGUUCGGUCUCAGCCUGUUGGGCGAUUAUCUGUACUGGACCGACUGGCAGCGCCGCAGUAUCGAUCGGGCGCACAAACUCACUGGUGGCGAUCGUGAAGUCAUCGUCGACCAGGUACCCAAUGUGAUGGGAAUCAAGGCUAUACAUCUUGGCCGAAUGAACACCAGCAAUUCGCCGUGCGCUCGUGAUAACGGUGGAUGCAGCCAUCUCUGUUUCAACAAGCCCAACAACAGGUACGUCUGCGCCUGCCAGAUGGGCUAUGAGUUGACAAAGGACAAGCGCACUUGUGUCAUACCGGAUGCCUUCCUGCUGUUCUCCAGGAGGGAGAAUCUUGGCCGUAUCAGUAUUGAGAACGUCAACAAUGAUAAUGUUAUACCAGUCACUGGUAUUAAAGACGCUAGUGCUAUAGAUUUUGACUUGUCCGAGAACCGCAUUUAUUGGACGGAUAUUAAACUAAAAGCUAUCUCACGUGUCUUCAUAAAUGGGUCAGACAUCGAAAAAAUAGUCGAUCUCGGCCUAGAAUCGCCGGAAGGUAUUGCAUUCGAUUGGAUUGCACACAAUCUCUAUUGGAGUGAUACCUCUAUGCAUAGAAUAGAGAUGAUAAGAAUAGAAGGGGGUAGCAGAAAAAUACUCGUGUGGCAAAAUCUUAUCGAACCUAAGAAUGUGGCUGUGGAUCCUCAGAAAGGUCAUCUAUACUGGGCCGAAUGGGGCAAUACCGGCAGUAUCGAGAGGGCAUUAUUGGAUGGCACGCAGCGGCAGGUGAUCGUUUUGCACAUCGGCCGGGCGAACGGUCUGACAAUUGACUAUAUCGGGCGCAAAUUGUACUGGGCUGACAUCUCCGUGCCAGCAAUUGAUUAUUAUGAUCUACUAACACAACGGAGGGAUGUCAUCGUUUCGUAUCACAUAGUCUAUCCAUUCAGUGUUACGCAGUAUCGGGACUACAUUUAUUGGGCAGAUUGGAAUACAGGUGACAUCGAGAGGGCGGACAAACUCACUGGAACGAAUCGUACCAAGAUCCAUACUAAUCUGGCGUCAGUGACGGAUCUGAAAGUGUUUCACGCGUCGCGACAGGCCGGCUCGAACCCGUGCGCGAUCGCAAAUGGCAAUUGCAGCCACCUCUGCAUUGCUCUGCCAGAUCCGAUUGGCAGUGCAUCCGUUGCCCACAAAUGCGCUUGUCCCACGCAUUACAAUCUGGCGCGGGACAAUCGAACCUGUCUAGCGCCACAGCAUUUUAUGAUCUACAGUCUGCGCAGUACGAUCGCACGUUAUUUACCUGAUCAGACGGAUGACUGCGCAGACGUGACAUUGCGCGUACAAGGUUUGAAGAAUGUCCGCGCGAUCGAGUUCGAUCCGAUAACGCAGCACGUUUAUUGGAUUGAUGGCCGCGCAACAAUCCGCCGUGCCCUGGAGAACCGGACACAACAGCAGCACAGCGGCACGGUUGUGGUUUCCAUCGGAAACGGGCAUGCAUUUGAUCUUGCGCUGGACCCGCUCGGGAGGCUGCUCUUCUGGACAUGCUCAACAAACGACGCUCUUAACGUCACACGGCUGGACAAUGGCUCGGCUCUCGGCGUUGUGGUGAAAGGUGAUGGCGAGAAGCCGCGUCAUAUAGCGAUCCACUCGCAACAGCGAUUGCUUUUUUGGACGGAUGUGGGCAAGAAGCGGGUGGUACGCAGCAAGAUGGACGGCAAGGAGCGUCAUGUGAUCGCUGGCGAUUUGCUGGAACAGCCCACUGGCUUGACGGUAGAUACCGUAACGUACGUCGUCUACUGGUCGUACGGCAGGCACAUUGAAUGCUCCAACUUCGAGGGCGGCAAUCGCAAGCUUUUGGCCUCCACCACACAGGGUCCGGCCCUGCACUUGGCCGUCCUUUUUGACUAUCUCUACUGGUAUGAUCGCGAUGCGCAGGUGAUUGAACGGGUCAACAAGACGUUUGAUGGGAUUAAUAGGCGAGGCACGCGCAUGACGACAGUUCGCGUGUUCACGGAUCUCAUCGCGAUCAACAUGCCUAAGGAUUCGCUCAUGGAGACACACGUGUGCAGCCCGUUUAAUGACUACGGUGGUUGCUCGCACUUUUGCGUCGGUACGAACACGGUUGCUGAUGAGUCCACUACAACGUCACCCCGUUGCUCGUGCCCGAAGUCGUUGGUUCUGUCCGACGACGGUCGAACUUGUCGCGCGGCGCCUGUGUGUGGAAACGAUCACUUUACAUGUGCUGCGCCGAAUGCGGCCGUGAGCAAGGAUUGUAUACCAGCUACGUGGAAGUGCGACGGCCAAACUGACUGUUCAGAUGGCAGCGAUGAGCUGGGAUGUCCCACGUGCUCCCGCAAUCAAUUUAAAUGUCAGAAUCACUGUAUUGAAUUGUCUUGGGUAUGCGAUGGAACUCAACAGUGUCCAGAUGGCUCGGACGAGGCACAAUGUUGCCAGGCUGGGCAAUUCCAGUGUGUGGGAAAUGGUGUCUGCAUUUCUGGGGCAUCGUUAUGCGAUGGCUGGGAUGACUGUGCCGAUGGCAGUGAUGAGCUACCACCGGCUUGCCUUAGUCCGCACAAUCCGCAUCGUCAGGACGCCGGACCCGGGAUUAACGAAUCCAGCAAGAUGACCUAUAUCAUUAUCAUCUUGGUAGUGUUAUUCGUGAUCGUAGCAGGUGUUCUAAGCUACUACUACUGUCGUAAAAGGUUUACCGGAAACGAAGGUCUGCCUGACAUACUACACGAUUCAGCGGGAGAUCCACUGUCGCCAAAACCCAGUUCAAACAGUCGAAUGGUGAAGCCGAUGUUUGUUUCGCAAAAGAUCAGAAAGGAUGGAGCAGGAAGUGGAGUCUUGGAGGUUGGGAUGGAAGCCGUAAGGAUGUCCAUGUUGAACGGAAGUAGUCUUGGUUCUAGUUACGACCGCAGUCACAUUACAGGUGCGUCAAGUUCUACCAGAGGAAGUUCCGCGGGUGGAUAUCCUCAGGAGACUCUGAAUCCGCCGCCAAGUCCGGCAACAAUCGUCAGUUCGACGCGUUGCUCGAGCAGUAACGCGUCGCGUUACAAGCCGUAUCGGCACUACAGGAGUAUUAAUCAACCACCACCACCGACUCCGUGUAGUACCGACGUCUGUGAUGAAUCGGACAGUAAUUAUCCAGCGCGUUAUCGUUAUGAGAGCGAACCAUUCCCACCGCCGCCCACUCCACGUUCCGUCUAUCAUAGCGACGCGGCGAUCAGUUGCCCACCAUCCCCAAGUUCCAGAUCGUCCACGUAUUUUAGUCCCCUACCGCCACCACCGUCGCCAGUGCCUUGAGAACAAUCCUGAAGUAAAGACGGAUAACGCUCUGGUGCUUCUAUUUUUGCAUUUAUCUUAUCUCAGUAUUCCUCAUAUCGCUGAUACUUAAAUCUUAUACUAAUUAUGGUCGACUAAAUCGACCAUUACACAUAAAAAUUUCAUUGAAAAUUCUCAGACAAAUAGUAAUUGAGAAUUCAACCGUAGUUCUUGCAGAAUGAUAGCAAAAAAUUAUGACAAAAAUAUAUUAGCUUUUAAAGUAAUAUAUCUCUGUCAUAUAGCGAAUUCAAAUGGGUACGCUAGAGUACACACUGGUGUUACAUUAAAGACUGUUGUACACUAGUUUAUAUAGAAGUGUACAAAUGAUAAGCGGUUGAAUUUAGAUGCCCGACAUGAGUUAUUGUUUAGUAUAAUGUAUUAGAGCAUUUUAUUCAUAAAGCGCUUAUUUAUGUUUUACGUCUAUAUAUAUAUUUUUAUAUCUAAAUAGAUUAAUGCAUGUAUAUACUAACUAGACUAUACACACACAUACAAUUUGCUUUAAUCUGCACCAGUGUAUUACUCGAAUUCGCUAUUUACUCGUUAGGAUGAUAACGAACAGUUUUGUUAGAAAUACUGUGAGAUCAGUGUGUAAUCUCAUACAAAGAAUUCGGUCUUUAACCGACUUUUACCCAACAGUAUAUUCUGAUAGAUCAUGGCAUACUUUCUUUGUAAACUUUUUGAAUUUUUGCAAUAUCUUCAAAAUUGAAGAAAAUAUAGUACACGAAAAUGUGCGUGACGUCAUAAUGUUGUUGCGAAAUCUUUUGAAGUUGCCGUCAUCAAAGAAACUUUAGAAAGCUAUAACUUUCUCAAAUUUAGGUUUUUUUUUUAAAUUCAAAAAGUACUAAAAAUCGGCUUAGAUUCUCUACAUUAAUUAUGGAUACCGCUUAAUAAAAAAAUUUUACUUGAGAACCCAAUUAAGGCAAAUUGUGCAGGUAGAACGUGCUAGAGCGAAAUUUCAUCCGAAAAAGCAUUUCUCGUGUCACCUUUCGUUUUGGGUUUUGCAUUUUUCAAUCUUCAACUUGGCAAAAUUCGAUAAUAAUUUGUGAGUUACGAUACAUUAGAUUGAAUUUAUGACUAUCAUAAUUCUCAUUAACCCAUUAACGGUUAUUUUUGGGAUAAAACUUCUAUUACGGAAAGAAAAUGAUUUUAUUAAUAUGACUCCUUUAAACUUUUAAUUUCGGAACGUAAUAGAGUUUUCCAAAGAAAUAAUUUUAUAUUUCAAUAACAUUACAAUAAUAACAUUUUAAUCUAGGACGGUUGAAGACAAUCAUAGUUUAUUUCACUUUAUAUUGUAAUAAUUAUAAUUAUAUCUGUUAUUAUAUAUAUAAUUAUAUCAUUAUAUAUAUAAU
Messenger RNA from Temnothorax curvispinosus, 6200 nucleotides. RefSeq names its product low-density lipoprotein receptor-related protein 6 (gene arr). Lineage: Eukaryota; Metazoa; Arthropoda; Insecta; Hymenoptera; Formicidae. The record is from RefSeq and is a predicted model, not a curated record. Bases 46 to 4833 code for a protein of 1595 amino acids. The transcript has 10 exons. Gene Ontology annotation, molecular function: protein binding.